UUUCUUCUCUUAAUCGAAUGUAGAGUGUAGACAAAGCAUCUACUAAACCAAACACGCCCUUAGGUGAAGUGGUGAACAUUCGCGACAUCGUUUCCUGGAGAAACUGUAGUUGCUAGAAGAUGGUACUAGAAUGUUCUUGUGUGAAACUGAUGCUGUUCAUCUCAUUUUCUGCCAUAGCUCUUGCUUCUUCUUCUCCAUGCUCUAUCACUGAGUUGCCACUGGUGAGAAAUAUCAGUGAGAUUCCUCAGGAUAACUAUGGCAGGCCAGGUCUCUCUCACAUAACUGUUGCAGGCUCAAUCUUGCAUGGCUUGAAAGAGGUUGAAGUAUGGCUUCAAACAUUUUCACCCGGAACACGCACCCCAAUUCACAGGCAUUCCUGUGAAGAAGUUUUUAUUGUUCUCAAAGGAAGUGGAACUCUUUAUCUUGCAUCAAAUUCACAUGGAAAAUGCCCUGGACAGCCACAGGAGCAUUUUGUCUUUCCAAAUAGCACAUUUCAUAUUCCGCUUAAUGAUGCUCAUCAGCUUUGGAACACCAAUGAGCAUGAGGAUUUACAAGUUCUUGUUAUAAUAUCCCGUCCGCCAGUUAAAGUGUUUAUAUAUGAUGACUGGUCCAUGCCUCACAUUGCAGCUAGAUUGAAAUUCCCCUACUACUGGGAUGAACACUGUUAUCAAGAUACUCCAAAAGACGAACUAUGAUUAACUGUCAAGUUUUACGCAAUUUUAUUGCUGGGAUUUGCUAUCGCUGUAAAGUAUACUUUUUCUUAACUAGAUGUUCAAAAUGGUUAAGACUGCUUCAUAAUGUUUAAUAUUGUAUCACCGCUUCACCGGCCAUAAAUAUCAUCUAAGUACAAAAACUUCA
Molecule: messenger RNA, 858 nt
Organism: Lotus japonicus
Lineage: Eukaryota; Viridiplantae; Streptophyta; Magnoliopsida; Fabales; Fabaceae
Product: auxin-binding protein T85
Exons: 5
Coding region: 120-695 (191 amino acids)
Molecular function (GO): auxin binding
Source: RefSeq, a predicted model, not a curated record